Messenger RNA from Guyanagaster necrorhizus, 6720 nucleotides. RefSeq lists its product as uncharacterized. The record is from RefSeq and is a predicted model, not a curated record. The transcript has 37 exons. Gene Ontology annotation, molecular function: protein binding; metal ion binding; ATP binding. The coding region runs from base 202 to 6639 and encodes 2145 amino acids. Lineage: Eukaryota; Fungi; Basidiomycota; Agaricomycetes; Agaricales; Physalacriaceae.
CUCCCACCAAAGAAGUAGCCGUUUUUUCUUUUUCAGAGACACCACGAAUAUUGUUAGACUCGUCGUGCUGAAUACAUUUUACAUUGGAACUGGGUAUCCUGUCUUUGUUUCGUUUGACGCGUCUCGAGGUUAUUUAGGCGCUCAGGUAGCUUCUGAAACACGUUUUCAUGCCUUUAUAAUCCAGCAAGCGCCUCAGCUAUCAUGCAAUCAUCACCCUCUGACAUGCCCUGCAAGCGCGUGUAUCGUAGCGAUCUUUUCAGUCCCCACCAGCUCUCUUCGAGCGAACUGCUGGAAUUCGCGUUGGAGGAACUGAAAAGUUAUCUCACUGAGGCCAAUUUCAAAUAUGUCCUCCAAGAGCUUAUCGAUAAUGAAUGCUCUCACAUUCUUCUUUUGGUCUUGUCAUCCUUCAGUGAUACCACAUCCUUGAUUCUGUGGAUGCGGGAGUCAUUCCCCUCCGAACCCAUGAACUACGAUGCUACUAUUCAUUACAAGAUUAUAUCUUGUCUAUCCACAGAGUUCAUGUUCUCGAGCUCCCGUUCUGUGGAAGACAAGGAAUUGUGCGCCAGAUACCAUGAAAUAUCUCAGAUCACGCCCAGAGUUUUGAAAUAUCUCGUCUCUUUCCCCCAGCCCAUCAGUACCGGAUCAGAGCCUCUUAACAAGAGGGGCAAGGUCAGUCAGAAGAAACGCAAACAGGCCAAACGAGCAGAGAACGCUGCUGCUUUUGUCGAGAAGGAUUUCGAUAUCUUGGAUGUCGACAUGCCUGAAACGUUGAGCGACGCCUCCAUCCUCGCGGACAGCAUUCUACAAACUCAGAAGGAUGCUCUUGAGUUCUAUCUGGAGGAGCUCCGUCGCCCUGAGAUAUCUCGAUCUUUCAAGGAACGCUCCAUCGUUGCCCCACCUUCCGUGGAAGAAGCAAAGAACGUACCAUUAUCCGUGGCAACAAUACAGGAGGAUUCGGCAAGGGUCGAGCUGCCUUCUGCAUAUCCGAUCGUUCAGCCAAUGAAGUCGGCAUUAUAUUUUGAUAGUGCCGAGGGAUUUGGUGAAUGGACGAUCAUCAUAUCCACGAACGCCGAUGAUUUUUUGCGGAGCACCCACAGAAAGGAUGUCUCUACAUUCAAAAUUAUUGUGAAGAAGAUCAAGGAGCUCUCACGUGGACACUUUUCCAAUGACAAUCAAAAACGUCUCAGUGGAAGUGGGACUGAAGUUCCAGUAUUUGAAGCUAAGAUGACUCGCGAUCUCAGGCUUAUUUAUCAAAUUGACGUAAUCCCAUGUGAUGAGAGUAGAGAGCAACAGGCUGUCAAAAUUUUUGGCAUCCAUACCCAUGCUCAAAUCGACAAUCGUCUCUGGAGCUCUAUCAGCAGUCAACUCCGCAAGAAAGGAAGGGAAUAUCGAAAGAGAUGUGCGGUUAGGAAGCGCGCAGAUCAGGCCUCGAAGGAUACUUUCAUUCCAGCAUUCUUCCCUCCGCUGCCUGAAGUUUUACCAUCGGAGAUCGAAGGCAUACCGGAUCUACGUCCUGAUGAAACAGCCCAGGUUCAUUCAAGACUCGUGGUUGAGAAAUAUGUCACAUUCUCGCAGCCGUUUUUAAAUACCAUUUUAGCAGAUGUAGAUGCCACUUUUCCUCAUAUGGUUUCUACCCAAGAGAAAUGUAUUAUAGAACACCCGCAGUCCUGCUACGUUAUAGGUCGCAGCGGCACAGGAAAAACCACUACGAUGUUAUUCAAGAUGUUGCUUAUCGAGCGGACAUUUCAACUCAUGGAGUCGGAUUUACCUCGACCUCGUCAAGUUUUUGUAACCAAGUCCAGAAUGCUCGCGAAGAAAGUGCAGGAGUAUUUUUCGAAGCUAGCCAGUUCCUUAGCAAUGGCAUCACAGACGUUUGCCGAGCUUAUGCGCCUGCCAAAAGCAGCCCAAUACCAAGAUGAUUUAGGAUUAGUUGAUGUUGAUGAUAUCAUAGAUUGGCGAAGCGAUCUGCCUGCCAAGUUCAGCGAACUCGAGGAGAAGCAUUUCCCGCUGUUUAUAACGUUUGAUGGUCUUUGCGACAUGUUGGAAGCUGAUAUGAGCACCAAAAUGCUGACCCCCAUGAGUCCUAUUGACAGGAAACGCGCCAAGUCUCAUAUGGGUGUCAUUACUUUUGAAUCCUUUUUUGAGUCUUACUGGUCGCAUUUUCCUGAGCACUUGAUCAAAGGAUUAGACCCUGCCUUGGUAUACAGCGAGAUUAUAGGUGUCAUCAAAGGCUCAGAAGAGACAUUGAGCGAAGCGAAGCGACAUCUCAGUAAGACCGCUUACCUUGAUCUCAGCAAACGACAACAAUCUACAUUUGCUGAUCGGAGAGACGAGGUAUAUGAAAUCUUUGAGUCCUACAUGCACAAGAAGAAGUUACGGGGAGAAUAUGAUACGGGGGAUCGAACCCAUAGUAUCUUAAAAUAUUUUGCAGAACAAGAUAUUCCGGGACAAGGGAUCGACCACUUAUACGUCGACGAAGUACAAGACAACAUGCUCAUUGACACGAUGGUCUUAAGGGCGCUAUGUAGCAAUGCGGACGGUCUCUUCUGGGCAGGUGAUACUGCCCAGACCAUCUCCAUUGGAAGCUCUUUCCGUUUCAAUGGUUUAAAGGCAUUUCAGUGGAAUAUCGAGGACCAGUACAGGAAGAAGCGCGGACCCGGAGCUGCAUGUAAACAACCGCCUGAAAUGUUUCAACUGGCCGUCAACUAUAGGUCCCAUGCAGGAAUCGUUGAUUGCGCACAUUCCGUCAUAGACCUUAUCACAACUUUUUGGGAAGAUUCCAUUGAUCGUCUUUCUCCCGAAAUGGGUAUUGUCGAUGGCUUCAAGCCUGUCUUUUUCAACACUGAAGAUCGUGCACAAUUGGAACAUUUCAUCUUUGGAAAUGUCAGUGAUCACAUCGAGUUUGGUGCACAGCAAUGUAUCAUUGUUAGGAAUGAAGCAGCAAGAGAGAGACUCCAGAAACAAGUCGGUGAAGUUGGUCUUGUACUAACUAUAUACGAAAGCAAAGGACUUGAAUUCAAUGACGUCCUUCUUUAUGACUUCUUUGCUGAUUCCGUUGCCGGUCCUGCACAGUGGCGAGUUGUGCUUAAUGCCAUUGAAGAGAGCAACCAGGAUCCUAGGAAUCCGCCUCCGCUAUUCGACAGGGUUCGUCAUGCCAGCAUUUGUAAUGAGUUAAAAUCCCUGUACGUUGCGAUCACCAGGGCCCGUGAAAACAUCUGGAUUGCAGAUGGUUCUGAAACGGGAGAACCCAUGAGAAUAUUUUGGACAAGCAAAGAUUUGAUCCAAAACUACACUCCAGGAUCUGAUGCACCUCGGCUUGCGUCUUCAUCGACACCAGAAGAAUGGGCUUCGAAGGGCCGUGAGCUUUUCUACCGGAAGCAAUUCUCCCACGCCAAGCACUGCUAUAUCAGGGCAGACCUUCCUAUUCUGGCAUCCAUUGCAGGUGCCUAUGACUUGCGGGCGAAGGCUCGUAAAGUCAUUGGUACGUCGAGACCAAAAGUGCUUGAACGGCGUUCUUGUUUCGCAGAAGCUGCUAUAUCAUUCUCUGAAUGUGCUACUGUCACGUCGAACCCAAAAGAUUCCUUGACAUACUUCAGGAUCAGUGGUGAAUGCUUCGAACAAGCUGGUCAGAAGUAUCAAGCUGCCCAAACGUUUUUCCAGGCUCAGAAGUACACUCAUGCUGCAGAGUUGUAUAGAGAUCUUGGUAAAUUUGAUGAGGCAGUGGCGAUUGUGAAGGAUCACGAAGACAAAAUGUCAUCAAUGGUUGUCGAAAAUGUCAUCAAACUCGCCAGACUGACAUACUUCUCUAACCGUCAAAUGAAAAAGGCCCACCAGCUAUUUGACUCUCUCGAAGAAGAAUUGGAGUAUCUAGAAGAAAGAGAUCUUGAUAUUGCUCUUGCAGACUUGCUUGAAACAAUGGGACGACUAAGUGAAGCUGCUGAACUUCAUUAUUCUGAGGGUCGCAGAGAAGAAGCUAUUGAACUCUUUCUUCGCGAAGCAGAAAACGAAAAUGCUUUGCGUCGGGCUCAAGAAUGUAUCCUCGCAGAACUUUGGCAUAGGAUUUCUUUUGGCAUGGACUCUCGUACUAUAUGUUCAGAUCCUGCAGUGUCACGGCUGAUGCGGUUUGCUUCGCGGUUUGAUGCAGCUUUGAUGGGAAAAACUGAAGCCGCUGAACUGUUCAUGUUUACUGCCAUUAUACAGGGUGACGUAUCUCGACUGCGUGAGCUGGCAUUGGAAUUUCACAAGAUGGGCCAUGGUUCUGCGGCUUUGUUGUGCCUUGAUGAAUACUUUUCUCGGGCAUUUCAAAUUCAAAAUAUGGUCCUCAUUGAUGCCGUUGAAGAGCUCAGCCUGUUCCAUAUCUAUGUGAACUUGCUUUCUACUGCCGCAUAUCGGAUGGACCCAUGUGAAGAUGUGAUGACUGCCACAUUGUUCGGUUUCCAGCGGAUAUCGGAAAAUGAGUUUCUCGUACCCCAAAAUACGUGGCUGCACACGGCAACUCUUGAACUUCAGCUCAGGAGUGCGACCAGUGAUCCUGACUUCACUCUAUCAGUACCAGAACUGCGUGGCAUAUUUCAGCGCGUUCUGCGAGGUCGUCUCAAGCAGAGGACUGAUGCUGAAAAUAGUGAAUGUGGCAGAUGCAAGGCUUUCUUCCCUUGCCUAAUGUUUGCUGUGUCUGGGUUUUGUAGACGCCCGGACUGCCCGGAAGCUCAUGUAUCACCUUCUGUGAUAGAUGCUGACUACUAUAAUAUGCGCAUCCGCUUGCACCUGCAGCAAAUCUUGAUUUUGCAGUCACUCAGGGAGAAUGCUCAUCAAGAGGUAGAAGGCAAAGGUACCAAAUUCUGGCUCAACCGUCUGUACGAGGCUCUUUAUCCACCCCAUCAUGUCUUCGGUUCUAUCUCCGAUCUUUCUCUUUCUACAAUUCCUGAGGCUGCCAAAGCAAUGAACGUUGUCAAAGAUUGGGUGCGAACGCUUAUGUACGGGCGGGCGUUUUUGCCCUAUACGUCUUUUCUCACGGACGUGAUGCGGGCAACCACUUUGGCCUUCAUGUUUGACCGAAGUCAAGCGGGUUAUCUUAGAAAUGCAGCAUAUUUCAGCAUACACCCUCCACUUAUAUACAUUCGUCGAGGUGGUUCUCCCAUCCUGCCGGAGCUUCUGGGUGCGAUGUCGGGGACGCAUACAUGGUCCCUUGCUGCCGGUUUUGCAUUCGUCGAGCAUGUUAUCAAGCGACAAUUACCUAUUAACGUAGGCGUUCUAUGUGACCUCGUAGACUUUCUUUGCAGCUCUGUCAUACUUUGUGGUCGUCGCCCUGGAAUGACAGUGAUCCACGACGUAACAGUCCCUCGCAGCUGGCUUCUACGUUUCAUCAAGCAUGACUCGCUGUACUUAAACCCAGAGAUACAAACGAACACAUUUCACUUGCUUUUGACACCUAUGUGGGAUCUUUUAGAGCAGUUGUACGGCGGUAAUGGCUCUGAAUAUCUUUUGUAUGGAACUACCAGAAAUCUCUCAAAUGUGCCAGCAGUAAUUCGUGAUGUUUAUAUGACCAGAAUAUGCAAGGCCAUUGGGCUAUUGGGCUACAAUAUCCGUAGCGAUAUUUUAAGGAAUAACAUCCGGAAGUUGCUGUUGUCCCUGCGCCGUGAAGGACGCUUGUUACCUUCUUUCUAUAGUCGAUAUAUUGAUGCAGCAAGCUAUUCGUGGGACGAAUUUGCAAAGGUUAUACGCCGUUCGCUGCAGUAUGAUACCACGGAUGAGAUGAUUCAGCUUUUUCAUAAGAGCAAGGCUCCGGUGAAAGCUCAUGCCUUGCUAGGAGUACGUCAGGUUGUCUAUGACGAUUUGACGGAUAUCCAAGUACUCCUUGAUCCUACUUUGUUAGGAUCCAGUCAAACCUCUGAACCACUUAUAGAGGUUUCCACGCAGCAGGAAGAUGGCCAGGUGGAAGAGACAGAGCAUCUUCCACAUGUUGAGACCGCUCCCGAUGAAAGUGAAGACACUAUCGAUGCAACUGAUGGUACUGUUGGUGUCAUUCCGAUACAAGACAUGAAACGACCGGACCCUUCGGAGCAAGAAAUAACCGCCGCAACCCAGAUACAACGAGUGUAUAGGCGUGUACUUUCGCGUCGACGAGGCGUUGCCAAGGGUGGGAGGGCAGGCCUUCACGCGCAAUUAUACGCCUCAUGCACUAAAGAAGUAUCUCGGCUUGGCGAUACCCCUGGACUAUAUCUUCGAUUGUUUUUGGGUCCACUGCCCCACAUUUUGGUUUGUCUCGAGAUCGUUCGUGUCGAUUCGUUAAACCACAAAAAGAGGACAAAAGAGAGGCUCAAAGGGUGCAAUCCUGAUGAGAUGGAUGCACUUGAUACUUUGUUAACACAAACCAACACGGCGAGCAAGACAACAAUCAAACUACAGAAGGAUCUCGCCCCGAAUUCUGUGUUCCAUGAGCGUUGCGACGACAAGCAACUCGAAAAAUUGGUAGAAGAGGCUAGCAAACUGGUUUCUUCUCUACCAUUCGCCACUUCGUCGGAAUUAACGGAUGAUCUGUGCCUUGCUGUCAAAGGGAUCGUGACUAAAUGUCCAUCCACAGGUACAGGUAAAAAAUCUAUGAAGCCAACACUCAACAUUGAAGAUGAUUACGAUUACUAAUUGUUGUCCUAUUUAUCUACAGUCUGUGAUAUAUAAACUUUCUUUCAACCACAGACUGAAACAGUGAAACGGCGUCUAGAC